Molecule: messenger RNA, 1632 nt
Organism: Funneliformis geosporum
Lineage: Eukaryota; Fungi; Glomeromycota; Glomeromycetes; Glomerales; Glomeraceae
Source: the annotation of a GenBank genome assembly
AUGCAAAUCUUGGAUCUUAGUGAAGUUCUUGUGAUUUAUACUUUAUUAGGAGGUUUUAUAGUGCUAUUUGGUCUAGUGUCUUUAAUAGUAAAAGAAAGGCUAUAUUUAAGUGAAGCUCUGGUUGCUUUAUUAAUGGGUUUAAUAAUAGGUCCUGCUUGUUUUCACCUGGUUGAUCCGACGAAAUGGGAAUCAAAAAUAACCGAAGAAUUAACGCGAAUUGUACUUGCAAUUCAGAUUAUGACUGCGGCAAUAAAUUUACCGAGAGCGUAUAUUACACGACAAUACCUUUCCAUGAUUAUAAUGUUGUUGCCAGUUAUGGUUUGGAUGUGGAUCACUAGUGCUGUAAUAAUAUAUUUCUUUAUCCCAUCGAUAACAUUUACAGAAACUUUAUUGAUAGCUUCGUGUAUAACUCCAACCGAUCCGAUCCUUGCAAACUCUGUGGUGCAAGGUUCUUUUGCAGAGAAACAUAUUCCAAUUCAUGUGAGACAUCUUUUAUCUGCAGAGAGUGGAGUGAAUGAUGCACUUUAUUUGUUAGAGUCACCUAAUGAUAUUGGCACUGUUUUAAGUAAAUGGGUUUAUUUCGUUUGGGGUUAUCAUAUAUUAUUUUCAAUAUUGGUCGGUUUCGUGAUUGGCUGGGGUGCAAGAAAGUUGUUGAGAUUAGCCAAGAGUCGCAAUUGGAUUGACAAAGAGUCUUUUUUAGUAUUCGCCUUCGCAUUAGCGAUAUUUAUCGUUGGUAGCGUGAGCAUUUUAGGUUCAGACGCUUUAUUAUCUUGCUUUAUGGCAGGUACCUCUUUUUCAUGGGACGAUUGGUUUCGAGAGGAAACUUACGAUGCUCAUUUACAAGAAGUUAUUGAUUUGCUCCUCAACCUUACCACUUUUAUAUAUAUCGGUGCAAUGAUUCCAUGGUCUUCGUUUUCUUCUGAAGAACUUUCUUUAAAGCAUCUUAUUCCUAUUAGCAUCUUUAUCUUGAUUUUUAGACGGCUACCAAUAAUAAUCGCACUUAAAAAAUUUAUCCCCGCUAUACACACUUUUAAAGAGUCGGUGUUCGCAGGUUAUUUUGGUCCAAUUGGAGUAGGAGCGAUAUUUUUAGCCGUGACAGUCGAAAAAGAAAUUAAAAAAAGUCUUGAUCAACCGGAAAAAAAAUAUAUGAACAAGGAAGCCAUGAAUAGAACACGAGAAAUUAUUUUUCCGAUCGUUACAUUCACAGUUCUAAGUUCAGUUAUAGUUCAUGGAAUUACGGUGCCAAUACUUAAUAUUGGAUCAAAGAUUGAUAUUGAACGAUUACCAAGUAUCGCCAGCAUCGGUAAUCAUGUUGUUGAAAGUUUAACUUUAGAAAGGGAUUCUCAUGGACACGUCAAGAAGAAAGACAAAAUGAAAGCAGAAUAUGCUCGAAUUCCUUCUCGAAAUGGUCAAGAGGGGUGUUAUCAUGAUAUUCAUAAAACGAAAAUAGAAGAGGAGGAACUAGAAGGGGAAGAUGGAAAGGAUCAUGUUAGGACGGACAUUUUUGUUGAAAUUGAUGAAAAUAACCAGAGUAAUAGGCCUACUUUAAAUAGUCAAUUAAGUAAUUACUCGCAAGAAUUGAUAGAGGAUGACACCAUUACUGAUAUUGACAAUCGGAACAGGAAUGAAUAG